AUGAACGAGCUAAGUGAGUAUCCCAGUAUUUAAGUAUUAUGAACUAAUAUUAUAGUUUGAUAAUUCCCUUUAUAAUUCACUCAAGGGUAAGGAUAACAGAUUAAUAUUAAGAUAAAUGAGAUCAGCCAUUGAAGAAUUUAAUCGUAAUAACCAAUUUGAUAGUGAAAAUUUUACCAUUCUUUUUUAUGGUGUUUAAUAAGUAAUUAACAUUCUUAUUACAUUAGAUAUAAAAAGAUGAAAUAUUAGAAUUUUUAGUAAAAGAAGUUCUUAAGCGGUAAGAUGUUUUAGAAUUUGAAAUUUUACAAAUGAAAUUUUUAUAAGCUACUUUAGAUGAUUAAAAUAAAAAUAGAAAAGAUCAUUUCUAUUCUUUAUAAAAAGAAAUUUUAUUAUCAUUCUGUUAAUAUGAUAAACAUGGUUAAAUGGGAAUAGAAACAAUAUUAUAAUUUUAUAAAACAAAAAUUAAAGAAAAUGAUGUUAAGCAAUAUUUAUAAAAUUAAGUUAAAAAAAUCAUUAGAAAAGAAAAUCUUCACAAUUAUAUAAAAAAUAGAUUGAUUCAGAUAGUAUUUAAUUCAGAAGAUUGUGAAUAAUAAUUUUCAGAUUUGUUGAUUUCUUGUGGAAAUAUUGCAUUUGUUACUUAAUUUAUUACUAUUUUAGCAUAAAAUAGUUUAGAAAUAUUAUAAAAUGAGAGUAAUUCAUUAAAAUAAGUAUCUAAAGUAUUUGAAAGAAUAAGUGCUCAAAUGCCAAAUUUAUUUAAUCAAAACUUACCUGUUUUUUUAUAAUUUUAUGAUAGUGAAGUAAUAAUUAAUAAAUUAAUAAUUAGAAUUAUUGUCUUAGAAAUGCUAUAAGUACUAUAAUUACAAAUAUAUUAACAGAGCAUUUAAAUCCAUCAAAAGUAGAAUAAGAUGUUGAAAUGAAAGAUAAUUAAUUAAAUCAAAGACUUUUUUUAAUUUAAAAAUUGACAUCUAGAAUAAUUGAUAAAAAUGCAUAUGCUAGAGUUCAUACAUUAAAAAUGCUUAGAGUAGUUUGCUCAUAAAAUUUAAUUCCUCCAAAUGUUUAACUUAUGAUUUUUCCAUUAGUUAUUGCAAGAGCAUAAGAUGUAUCUUCAAUGGUGAGAAAGGCUGCUUUGGCAUUUGUUAAAUAAAUUACAAAGUACAAUCUCAAAAUAUAUAGAAUUAAAAUAGAUUUAUGAAAAACCUAUUCGUUGAUGGGUUAUAAAUGUAAAACUUUAUGAAAAUUGCUGAUAUUCAAGAGUAGAACUAAAAUUUAGGAAAUGAAAUUCAUAAAACUUUAGUAGCUAUUGAUUAGAUAUUAGAAGAUAAAGCAAAUGCAAAAUAGGAAACUGAAUUUAAAGAAUUAGAAGAUGAAGAAAAUCUUGUUGUUUCUAAUUUGAGAGAAAAAAAAAAAUUAUAAUCAGUAUUCAUACAAUAUUAAGAAUUUAUGGAACUCUUAUAAAAGUUAUUACCUAAUAUUGAAUUAUUAUUAAAUAGUAAAUGCAUUACUGAUGUUUAUAAAGCAAUAUCUCUUAUUAGCUUUUUAUUUAAAUAGAAAAUUGAAAAUACAGACGUUGGUAUUAUGAAGAUGUUAAUUCAUUCUAUUAAUCCAUAAAUAGUAAAUAAAUUAGCUAAAAAAUUUUAUAUGCUUUUUAUCGAAAAUGAAAAUGAAUAAGUUCCAAUAAACAAUCUAAUUCAUUUAUUAAAAAUAUCAUCUCCAAAAGAAUAAAUAUAUCUUGAAGAACUUAUUAGAUACAUGAUCAAAUAAAAAAUGAUAACAGAACCUAUGAUUGAAAUAAUAUGGAAUAAUUUUAUAAGAAAUUAUUCUUCAAAUUAAAACGAAUAAUUAAAUUAAUAUUCUAAACUUGUUCGAGUUACUUUUGGAUAAUAAUCUAAUCUUUUAACAAAGUUGAAAUUAGAUUAACUUAGUAAAAUAAUUGAAGGUUAGAAAAGAGAUAUUAAUUGGAUUGUUGUUAUUGAACUUGCUAAAUUAAUUUAUUAUUUAGAAGAUAAAGAACUUGUAAAAAAAUAUUUUUAAUAAUUUGCAUUGAUUUUAUAUUUUUAUUUUGGAACACCAAAUAACUCAUGGUUUGUAGCAUGUUAGGAGAUUUUAAAUUUGAUUUAAUAUUUGACAGUUCCAGAAAGCAUAUAUGAUUACAUAAUUAAAAAGUUUAGUUUUAAAAUAUUUUAAAUUGGAAUGACUCCUAAAAGAAGGUAAAUCAUAUUAAUACUAUUAUAUUUUAGUACUUAAGACUUUCUAGAAGAAGAAUCAACUUUAGUGUUUAAUAAUUAAAGUGUAUAACUAAGUCAAUUAUUAUUUAUUGUGGGUUAAUCUGCUUUGGCAAUUAUUCUUCAUAUUGAUGAAAUAGAAAAUCAAUUAACACAUUUAAGAAAUGUAGAAGAAGCAAAAGAAAAUGAAUUAGAUAAAAUCUAAGGAGGUUGUGAAGAAGAAUACGAACAUAAUAGCGUAUAUCUGCAGACUUUAUGCAAAUAUAGUAUUUUAUAUAAAUAUUAAUAGAUGUAAUCUAAAAAGGAUUUUAUUAAAAUUAUGUUCCUAUAGUUUUAGAAAUUUUAUCUGAAUUAGAAGAAGAAAAUGUAUAAUUAACAAUGUUACAUAAAUCUGCAGGUCUAUGUUUGUGUAAAUUUAUGUGUUUAUCUGAAUAAUUUUGUGAAGAACAUAUUUUAAAAGUAUUUAAAUUAAUUUAGAAUACUAAUUCAGAUGGAAUUUUUAAGAAUAAUUUAAUUGUUGCUAUUGGAGAUCUUUUACAUAGAUGGCCUAAUAUAGUAACAACUUAUUGUAGAUAACUAUUUGAUGGGUUGAAUAAUUAAGAUUUUAUUGUAAAAAAAACUUCAUUAAAUAUGCUAUCACAUUUAAUAUUAAAUGAUAUGAUUAAAAUUAAAAGAGAAAUUACUGAUAUUGCUAUUUUAUUAACUGAUCCUGAUGAAAAUAUUUAGUAAUCAGCAAAAAGAUUUUUUUAUCAAUUAUAAAAGAAAGAUUCAAGAAGAAUCCAAAAUAGUUUACCUGAUAUCAUAUUUAGUAUGUCAAAUGAAGAAAGUCAUGAAAAAUAUAAAAUUUUUCUUAUGAAUACUUUAAAGUAUUUAGAUAAACAAACUGAAUAAUUAGUUGAAAAAUUGUUGAGAAGAUUAAAAGAAAAUAUAAAUGAUUUCGAAGUUUAAAAUAUAGUUUUUACAUUAUCUAAACUUCAAAUGAAGGAAUCUUUAGCCAGAAAAUUUUAUGAUUGUUAUCCAUAUUAUCAAGAAAGACUAGAAAAUUCAUAAAUUAAAGAAUAUUUCUAAGUUAUUAUCUAAAAAGUAUAUUUAAAUAUAAAAUUAGUUAAUGAAAUGUGGGUUAAAUUUAGAAAAUAAAUAAAUUUUAUAAGAAUUUGAAGAACUAUUAAAUCGAGGAGAGACUAAACGUAGAGUUUUAGGAUCAAAGAAUAAAUCUUAAAAAUCUAAUAGGUCUCAUACAAAUUCAUAAAGAUCUGCUGGUUUUUCUAACAUUCUAGAUUAAUUAUAUACUUAAUCUACUGAAUUUUGA
Messenger RNA from Paramecium sonneborni, 3528 nucleotides. The record is from the annotation of a GenBank genome assembly. Lineage: Eukaryota; Ciliophora; Oligohymenophorea; Peniculida; Parameciidae.